AUGGCGGGCGAGACCAUGCAGGCUCGCGUGGAGCGCGUCCAGGAGCAGAUCUUCGACAUCAUCAAGGAGUACACGUUGAGCCAUUGCCCCCCGAUUCUCCAGUUGCGCGACCAGGCGGUGCGAUUGUUGCGGAAGGAGGGUCUGCUGAGGCGCCAGAAAACGAAUGGGCGCUACGUGGCCGUGCACCCGCGGAACAGGUACGGCGAUGGCAUAAUUCCAUCCCACGUGCGCACGCUGGUGCGCAGUUUUUGCAGCGACGGGUUCAGCAUGGAUGAGGUGGGCGUGCCCUUUGCCAUCGAGAUGCCACCCCCAUCUCACCAGCGCCACGCCGAGGCACUCGAGUUCAACGGAGACCUUGUCAAGGAAUCCCACGGCUUCUUGCCGCCAUACGACGAGGGCGAGAUCAAAAUCCUUAGCGUGAGCAAGUCGCACACGACCCAGGCGACCCGCUGCAUUCAGUUUGGCAGCCCUACAGAUUCAGAUAACGUCGAGUUCGGUACCGACGGGAAGCUUGACAUCCACAAGAUCGGGUUGAAGCGCCCCACGUUGGCAGAUGCUGCGAAGGAGGGGUUUGAAUGGGACGUGCUUGUCUGGCAGGCUGAAGACGCAUUCGGCGCCAUUAUAGACUUGCUCCAGGAGUCUGGAAAUGCUGCGCAGAAGGUUUCCAUGAAUGAGACUAGGUGGGAGACCUUGUUCAAGAUGCACGGGGGCGUGCAGAAGAUCGUCACCAACUUCGAAGCCAAUAAAAAGGAGGGCGACAUCUUGAACCCCGGCGUCGCGUGGGGUAGGGCAAUAACAAAAGCGCAAUCCAGAAAUCCAGAUUUCGUUUCAGAGAUCCAGAGUUUGGCGACGUUUGCGAGGAAGCUCGCUGGUGGACCAGACGCACCGAAUUUGCAGGAGCUUCGGGCUUUCAACCGUUCGUGCCAGAAGCCGCGCAUUGUGCAGGGCCCGGUCUUGGCGGCGGUGGCUGAUGCAGUGAUCGGCUCGGAUGGUUUGGGCUGCAUUCCCUUCCGCAUUGAUUGCGUAAAGGCAAUGAUGAGCGCCGACAGCAAGUAUGCAUCGGGCGACUUUCAGAACCUCUUUGCAUCGGGUGACUUCGGGCUUAAGCUCACGAGUAACAAGGAAGUGCAGCGCGUGAUCUCGCAGGCAGACAUCAUGAAAUCGAUGGCUAUAGACAUCGCAAAAACUGUCAACCUGUCAGAAGACAACGCGGCCGUGAAGACGUUGAUCAACAGGAGCCAAAAGUUCGAGUCGCUUCACCACAUCGGCUACGAGUACGUGCAAGACCUGGCUACCAUUGCAGGCACGCAGAUCACAUCCCCGUGGGCGAAGAAAGGAGCCCCGCCCAAAGCUCCCGCGCAGCAAGCUGCGGCUUCUGCACAAGUGCAGAGCGUAGGCGGAAUCGCCGACAGGAUGCACAAAUUGGCAAGUAUGGGCGUGAGCGCCAAUUGCCACAUCGAGGUCAUCAAGAUGAAAACUGUAUUCAAGGUGCAGGAAGUCAAGGAGGAUGAGAUCAAGCUGCAGAGCAUCGGCGAUGGGAGCGACUACACAGUCGAUUCGGCAUACCUCCUGAAAUCGCUACUCACCCCGCGUGCACAAGAGUUCAAGGUAUACAUCAACGAUUGGAGUGCCAGGUGCGACCCGCGCUCGAACUCGGACUGGCAGCGCAUGGUGUUGGUUGGUCACGUGACGUCGGCGCUUGAUGCAUUGGGUAACCUACAGGGGGCAGCGGGCGAGAUGGUCGACAUCGUGACGGAGCCCACGGAGCACCGCGGCGUGCACGCCAAGGUUGACAUCGAUGUCUCCAGCGCGAUCUUCCCGCCCUUCUCGACCAAAGUUGCCUUCUCGGAUACAGCUCCAAACGGUGCCAUCGACGUCGGUGCGGAGAUCACUAAUGCGGACGGCGUCGCGCAGAAGCUUUACAUCUUCAUGAAGCUGCAGAAGCAUGAUCCAGGCGGCAUCGCGGACAACACGCGCGGCAGCUACAAGAUGGUGAAGAUAGAAGGGUUCAUGCCGCACUACUGGCUCAUUGACAAAGAGGUGACCGACCCCAAGAAGUCUAACAUGGCCAUCAAGCUUCACACCGUUGACGCCUCGGUCGGCGCGGAGAAGUUUACAUUGAAAAUACCGUUCCUGGAAAACACAAAACCCAUCAAAAAGGGUGACCAGCUUCGCGCACUGAAGCCGCAGGCGGCGAAGGCGCCGCCGAUGAAGAGGGUCCGCACGCAGUAG
Molecule: messenger RNA, 2232 nt
Organism: Prorocentrum cordatum
Lineage: Eukaryota; Dinophyceae; Prorocentrales; Prorocentraceae
Source: the annotation of a GenBank genome assembly